Molecule: messenger RNA, 3016 nt
Organism: Morus notabilis
Lineage: Eukaryota; Viridiplantae; Streptophyta; Magnoliopsida; Rosales; Moraceae
Exons: 2
Coding region: 348-2645 (765 amino acids)
Source: RefSeq, a predicted model, not a curated record
AAGAGAGAGAGAGAGAGAGAAAAAUGGAGAGUAAAACAGAGAGAAGGGUGGGCUUCUGAGUUGGUUUUUCUUUGGGGUGUCUGAAUCUUUAAUCCCAUUGCUUUGUCCUCAUUGCUUUUAUAUUUUCACGGUUGAUCCCAUGCUAUUCUCGCUGACUUCGAUCCUGCCCUAUUGUCUUCUCUGCCAAUUCUUCAGAUCGAUCAGAACGAAACCCCUCCUCCUCCUCUUCCUUCAAAUAUAAACAAGCCCACCGUAAAUAUCACUUCUUUAUAAAAAGAAUAGCAAAAAAAAUCUCUGCUUUUCUGUACGUGGUUAAGUUUCUUUAGAAAGCAAAAGAAAACGAUCAAAUGGGAACUGGGUGGAGAAGAGCUUUUUGCACAACCGUUUCCCGAGACUCACCAGACUCGAGAGUCUCCGAAAGGCAACAAUCAUCAGGUCGGAGCACAAGCCCUAGCCCCAGCCCCAGAAGCCGCACCAGGUUGAGCUUCUUCUCCGGCGGAAGCAACCCUUCAACUCCCAGCUUACUCUGCCGAACAAAUUCAUCGUCCGAAUCCACACCGGUCGCCGAAAGCCCGAGAAUACUCGAAUGUAAGACCAGUUCGAAUACUCCGAGGAGUAGUUCCAAGAGCCCAAGAACUUCCUUACUCGGAUCUAACCCAACUUCUCCUCGAUCUCCUCUCAAGUUGUCCCUCUUCAAAAAUAGCUUCAAAUUCAGAAGUAGCUGUGGAAUCUGCUUGAGCAGCGUGAAGACUGGGCAAGGGACGGCCAUUUACACGGCGGAAUGUGGCCAUGCCUUUCAUUUUCCAUGCAUCGCCGCCCAUGUCAGGAAGCAUGGAAGCCUCGUCUGCCCUGUCUGCAACGCCACCUGGAAAGACGUUCCUCUCCUCGCCGUACACAAGAAUAAUCAUCUCCUUAAUCCUGAAUCUGCCGGAGAAGAACAAGAGGACAAGGAUAAAGUGGUUAAGCCUAACCCUGAGGAUAAAAAGAUUGUCGAAUCUUCGCCUUCGCCGAGAGCGACGAUGCAACAAACAAUCCGGUCUUACGAUGACGACGAGCCUCUGCUUUCUUCCACUGCAAACGCUAAGAUUAGUCCUAUUCCGGAAGCUGAUGAGGACGCCGAUGAAGAAGAGGAAGAUGUUGAAGAGUUCCAAGGAUUCUUCGUCAAUCCUAACCCGUCCUGUUCGACUAAAUUCUCCAACGAAGCUCGUAUCGAUAAUGCCAGAGAUUUGAGGAGCAAUGUGCAAGUGAGAUUGCUUCCGGAAGCUGCUGUGGUUUCCGUCAGCAGUAGCCACCAGACCUACGCGGUGGCGCUGAGAGUGAAGGCUCCGCCUCCGCCGCAACCGUCGGCACGCAACAGAGGCGAUUCAGCUCACCGCGCACCGGUCGACUUGGUGGUGGUACUUGACGCGAGCGGGAGCAUGACCGGUGCCAAGCUCCAGAUGCUGAAGCGCGCCAUGCGAUUGGUCAUUUCCUCUCUCGGCUUGGCUGACCGACUCUCGAUCGUGGCUUUCUCGGCUGCGCCAAAGAGGCUACUUCCCUUGAGGAGAAUGACGUCGCAGGGCCAGCGCGCGGCUCGGCGUAUCGUCGACCGGCUCGUCUGCGGCCAAGGGACAAGCGUCGGCGACGCAUUGAGGAAGGCCACGAGGGUUCUGGAGGAUCGCAGGGAGAGAAAUCCCGUCGCGAGUAUCAUUUUGUUAUCCGACGGCCAGGACGACGGCGGCGGGGGGGGGGCCCACCACCACAACAAUCAACGGCAGCCGCCGAACGGGUCGUCCACGCGGUUCGCACACAUUGAGAUCCCGGUCCACGCCUUCGGCUUCGGGAAAAACGGCUUCAGCCACAGCCAUGAGCCGGCUGAGAACGCCUUUGCGAAGUGCGUCGGAGGUUUGCUGAGCGUCGUCGUGCAGGAUUUGAGAAUCCAGCUCGGAUUCCCCUCCGGCGACGCUGAGAUCUCCUCCGUCUACUCCUGCUCCACCGGCCGUCCGACGGCGCUGGGCUCGGGAUCUGUGCGGAUAGGUGAUCUCUACGCGGAGGAAGAGAGAGAGCUUCUGGUGGAGCUCAGACUCCCGACAGCGGCUGCGGGGACCCACCGAGUAAUGUCCGUGCGGUGCCUCUACAAGGAUCCGGCGACGAAGGAGGUCGUGUACGGAAAAGAGCAGGGAAUCAUGGUUCCACCACCGCUGUCCGUCCGAUCAUCCAGACCGAAGAUCGAGCGGCUGAGGAACGUCUUCAUAGCGACUCGCGCCGUCGCGGAGUCGCGACGGUUGGUGGAAAGCGGUGGAGACUUCACCAGUGCUCAUCAUCUCUUGGCUUCAGCUCGCGCACUGCUGAUGCAGUCGAGUCUGGACUCGGCUGAGGAGUGCAUUCGCGGCUUGGAAGCCGAGCUGGCGGAGCUUCACUGGAGGAGACAGCAUCAGGUGGAUCAGCAGAACCAGAAUCACCAUCAUCAUCAGAUGAUGAUGGGGAUGAUCCAACGGCGGAGAGGGGGCGAGAGGGAGACGUUGACAGUUGUGGAUGAGAAUGGGGACCCGCUGACGCCAACCUCGGCUUGGCGCGCGGCUGAGAAGCUGGCUAAAGUGGCUCUCAUGAAGAAGUCGUUGAAUAGAGUCAGCGACUUGCACGGCUUUGAAAACGCUAGAUUCUAAUGUGUUAUUUUUUUUUUUUUAGGAAAUAAAUGAAAAAUGUCUUUUAUAUAAUUUUCUGAAAUUAAAAAAAAAGGACAGAGGGAGAAGUUGUGGCCAAUGAUACAAGAGGGACAAGCUGGUAUCAGACGGCGCGGGCCUUUUAUGAGAGAGAGAGAGAGAGGCAACCCAAUGGGUCUACUUCUUGUCCCUUUUUUGGAGCUUUGGAAUUUUUCUUUUCUUUUUCACUUUUAAUGCCACACAAAAGUCUCUUUUGAGGUUUCAGAUUUGGGAUUUGAAGUAGAAUGCUGAAGUGAACUUGUACUGCUCUAGGGAUUUUCAUCGUCACCCAAAAAGAAAUUUGUAAAUGAUGAUCUUCUUUUAUAUUAGUGCCA